Molecule: messenger RNA, 1606 nt
Organism: Paramecium sonneborni
Lineage: Eukaryota; Ciliophora; Oligohymenophorea; Peniculida; Parameciidae
Source: the annotation of a GenBank genome assembly
AUUAAUUAUUAUUUAAUGGUUAAGCGUAGCAAAGGAUAGUUCUUUAAAAAGAAAAUGAAUUCAAAAUUCAAAGCAUCAUAAAAAGGAUCAAAGAGUGGAGCAUCAACAAAUCCAGAUAGAAAAUUACCUGAGAAAUAAUUGAAUGCUAAACACUAGUUCUUUAGAUCGAAAUAAACAAUUUAAAGAUUGAACUUAUACAAUGAGAAACCAAAUAAGUAUUGAAUGAUUAGAAUGAUUAGGGAGGAAAUGUGGAAAUAAGCAACAUAACCUGCAAGAAUAGAUCCAAAUAGAAAAUGGUUUGGAAAUAUUAGGACAAUAGAUUAAUAAUAGCUUGAUAAAUUAAGAUAAGAGAUGGCAAAUAGAACGCAUGAUCCAAGGAGUGUAUUGAUAAAGGCAAAAUAAUUACCCUUAUCAUUAUUGGUUGAGGCACAGAAAAAAAAUAAGAAUGUACCAUUAUUGGAAUUAGAAAGUUAUGAAGUAUAAAUAGUAAAUAACUAAAGGAUACAUAUGGACCAAAAUCAAAGAGAAAGAGAAUAAAAUUAAAUGUUGAGACAAUGGAAGGAUUAGCAGAUUAAGUUGAAUAAAAGGAAUAGACAUAUGUUGUAGAAAAGGAUGAGAAAUUGAAUCCAGUUGAGAUAGUAUAAUAGGAGAGUAGAGAUAAAAGAUUGACAGCAGGAUAAUCAAAGAGAAUUUGGGAAGAAUUAUAUAAGGUUAUCGAUUCUUCAGAUGUUUUGGUUUGUAUUCUUGAUGCUAGAGAUCCUAUGGGAACAAGAUCAUAUCAUUUAGAGAAUCACAUAAAGAAGAAUUGUCCACACAAACAUUUAGUAUUAUUAAUAAAUAAAUGUGAUUUAAUACCUACAUGGUUAACAUCAAGAUGGGUUUAAUAUCUUUCAAAAGAAUAUCCAACUAUAGCUUAUCAUGCAAAUGUUAAUAAAGCAUUUGGCAAGGGUCCAUUCAUAAAUCUAUUGAGAUAAUUUGAUAAAUUUCAUAGAGAUAAGUAGACUAUUUCUAUAGGCUUUGUGGGAUAUCCAAAUGUUGGAAAGAGUUCUGUUAUUAAUUCAUUAAAAAAAAGAAAGGUUUGUAAAGCUGCUCCAGUUCCAGGAGAAACUAGAGUUUGGCAAUAUGUUGCAUUAACUAAAAGAAUAUAUUUAAUUGAUUGUCCAGGAGUUGUAUAUUAAAAUGAAGGAAAGAAUGAUAUUGAAGUUGUAUUGAAAGGAUGUGUUAGAGCAGAAAAAUUGGAUGAUCCUGAGUUUUACAUUCCAGCUUUAUUAUAAAAAGCAAGAGCUCCAGAUUUAAAAAGAAUUUAUGAUAUCGAUGAUUGGAUAGAUGAACAUGAUUUCCUUAAAAAGGUUGCUAUUAAAAAAGGAAAAUUAGCAAAGGUUAAUUUUAUAAUUAUAUUUUUAAGGGUGGUGAGGCUGAUACCAAAUCAACUGCUAAAUUAAUUCUUAUGGAUUGGCAAAGAGGAGAAAUUCCAUUCUUGACUUACCCUCCUGAUUAUGUUCAGAAAGAUGUUGUUGAAGAAAAUAUUGAUGAUGAAGUUCUAGAAAAACAAUAAAUAGAACUCAAUGACUAAAAAUUAUAAGAAAUACUCGUCCAAAAUAAAUGA